AGUUCGGCAGUAAAACAAACGAUUGAAACACUACAAAAAAUAAAUUCAUCCAGUACCUUUGAUUUGUCAUUGUUCACUUCAUUCACAGUUGCAUCACUGUCAAAAAAUGAGUAGCUUUAUGUGAAGAAAAAUAAAUUUCGGUCAAUCGCUUUGACCUGCUGGGAAUCAACAUAACCACUGCAUUUACAAUUCUUAAAUUCUUUGAGUAUGAGUUUUUGAAAGGCUUUUUGGUGAAAGCAGUCAUUCUGAAAAUUUUCCAUCCUUUAAAAUAUCCUGGACUUGGACUGAUGUCUUCCGAAUAAAUGAAAAAUUCAUUCAGCAACUGUCCAUCAUGUUUACUUGCCGAGAUGACAAAGGUGGCGAGCUUAGUAGCCAGGUCUCAAAAAUGUUACAUUCACAGCCUGGCGUGGUGAAUAUAGUGUCAUAUAAGCAAUCCCUCAACCAAUCAGAUUGCUUUUUGUUCAGCUCUGAAAUUAUACUAAUAUCAUAUAUGCGCAUGUGUAAACAGCACUAUAGUUUCACACAUUUAACCCCUUUUAUUAAUGUUUCAUUCACUUUUAGAAAACUUUGCAGAAGUAUUGUUCUGGCAAACAAGUGAAAGAAGGAUGGGUACUUUCAGUACCUUACGAUGCUAAGCAUGGUGUAGGCACCCCUUACCUCAAGCCUGCAGAGGGAGGCUCAUCAUCCAAGGGAAAUAGAACAAUUAAAAGUUGGCAAGAUGCGGUAGAGGUGUGCUAUGCUCUUCGGAUAUCUGACCCACCCUCCAUAGAAAGAUAUGCAGACAAAGAGGCUAUGCGUCAGCUGAGUUCUCCUCCACCAAAGUGGAGUUUAGACGCAGAUGAAGAGCUGGCUAAGUUCAUGGCUGAACAUGUUAACAAGCAGGAGGCAUCUCUUGGAAAUAUCAGCAGAUAUGUGGAGUCAGUACAGGUUUCCUCUGAAGAAGAAUCUAAAGAUGCACUGACUGACGGCGAUCCAGAGACUUACUGGGAAACUGAUGGCAGCCAAGGCAGACAUUGGAUUAAACUAUCAAUGAGACCUGGCACUGUUAUUAGACAACUCCUUGUGACUGUAGAUGCCAAAGAUGAUAAUUACAUGCCACAUCACAUUGUUGUCAUGGGUGGAGACUCUGACAGCCUGAAAGAAAUCAGUGAGGUCUUUAUUGACGCGAGUCAUACAGGAGAUGUGUGUAUUGCAAAGAGCUUGACGCAAUAUUACAGCAUCAUUCAAAUUAGAAUCAAAGAGUGCAAAGAUGAAGGCAUAGACACUCGCAUCCAUGGUAUCAAGUUAAUAUCAGAGAGCGAAAAAGAGCCAGGACUUAACCAAGAUUUGUUUUCUUCAAAAGAACUCAUCAGGUUCCCAAAAUUAGAUGCCGUAGAUCCUGCCUUACUGUACAGAAGAGCACAAGCUUUGCUCAGGUUCACUGAGCUUCUGGACAGUGUGUUACAUUAUCUUCUUCCUUCUUGGAAUUAUUCAGCUGGGUCGUUUAAAGACUUGGAGGUAAUACAAAACUUGAUAAAUUUCAUAAUAGAGCANCUCGCAGACAUGGCUGAGGAGCUUUGUCCAAGUUCGGUUGAAGCACCCAUACCGGUUCCUUUCUUUAUUCGCAGUCCCAAUCAGUUACACGACUCUUCAAAUGUAAACAGAGAUGCGUACGUCCCUAAUCCUUCUUGCAAGCAGUUCGGCAAGUAUGAGUGGAUUGGCAUGUUAAUGGGAGCCUGCCUUAGGAGUAACAGAGAACAUCUGGUAUGGAGUGGCUGUUGUGGUUUUAGUGAAUAUCUGCGUGACAACACACUAGUAAAUCUUGUACCUGGUGGAGCGGACAGAUUUGUUGAGUAUGAAGAAAGAACGGAGUACAUUCAACUCGUGCGCAACUGUCGAAUGUGUGAAGGGAAAACGCAGAUCGAGGCAAUAAGGCGAGGUCUUCUUAAAGUUCUUUCCCAGGCUGUACUCGACCUUCUUACUUGGCAGGAACUGGAAAGGAGGGUGUGUGGGGAUCCAGAUCUAACAGUGGAGGCGUUGAAAAAAUGCAUGCACUAUGAAGAUAUCACCGAAAAUGACCGGCGGGUCAAAUUCUUGUGGAAAGCUUUGGAGAAUUUCACAAAUGAUGAUCGAAGCCGAUUUCUUCGUUUCGUAACCGGACGGAGAAGACUUCCAGCUCCAUUGUAUAUUUGUCCGGGAAGAAGUUCUGUGCAAGUUGAUUCAUUACCUGAAGCUGCCACCUGUUCCAGCACACUUUUUCUACCGGAAUAUUCAAGUGCGAAAGUAGCAGAGGAAAAGAUACGAUAUGCUGCUUACAACUGCUUGGCGAUCGACACAGACGUCAGCCCUUGGGAAGAGUAACCGAUGAACGCGUGUCAUGUGGGCGAGAUAACGCGAGAAAGAACCGAGUAUUAUACGACUUUAACCGAACUCUACACGACGAGAAUCGAACUAUGCGAAGCCGGAACCAAAUCCUGCACGAUAAGAACCGAAACUUGCACGACAAGAACCGAACCAUAUACGACAACAGACGAAUCCUACGCAACAAUAACCAAACCGUGCACGGCAAUAACCGGACCCUAUACGACAAGUAGCUAACUGUAACCGAACCCUGCACGACAAGUAGCCAAAUCUAUGCAAUUGUAACCGAACCGUAGCCGAUGAGAAGCUAACCGUGCACGACAAGAGCCGAACCCUACACGACAAGGAUCGAAUCCUACGCAACAGUAACCGAACACUACACGACACGUAGCUAACUGUGCACGGCAAGAACCGAACUCUAAACAGCAAGAUCAAAACCCUGUAUGAUAACAACCGAACUGAACGCGACAAGAAUCGAACCUUGCGAAGCAAGAAUGGAACCCUUCAAUGAAAAAAGGAGGUCUCACGAAAACCUAUGGCAAUGGCGUGGAUUACCGUGGAUUGCCUCGAUGUUCAAGGCGACUAAAUGUUGCCAUUUUUAUUAUUAUUAUUUCAUCCGCGAAUGAAUAACAUGCCAAGAUGCCUGGCUGAUUUGGGGCUAUAAAAAUAAUUGUGACGCCUUGUCGUUUUGAGAUUUCUUAAGUUACGAGAUCUUUUUAAGUCUCCUUGCGGUAAGGGGCUGCACUGGCGGUUAUUGUGUUGAUAUGCACAAAUUAUAAAGCAGCUAGCAGUCUUAUAUUUCCUUUGCUGAAUGUAUUUUCUUAUCAUGAAUUUUACAAUAUUAGGAGAUAUAAACUUUAAUUUAAUAUUGUAGAAAAAUUUAAUCUACUUUGUAAAAAACAAAUAAACUAUCAAUUAUCCAAUCAAUUUAUCAACCAUUCAAUUAAGAAAUUUGAAAUCACUUUUUGAUAGCAGUAGCGCCAAAGAGCUAGUAAGCUGAUAGUGAUUAUAAAACAGUACUAACCUUUAAACGAAAUAAAUAAUUAUUAAAAACAAUGCAGUGAAGAAGACAACAGCGGUUCAAAAAGCCGCAUUGGAGAAUACCCUCUGUGAAGGCGAAAAGUGUUGGUUUUCCAACAGUUUAAAUAAAUUCUCCUUGGCCGAAUCAGA
Orbicella faveolata is the source of this 3510-nucleotide messenger RNA. RefSeq names its product E3 ubiquitin-protein ligase HECTD3-like. The record is from RefSeq and is a predicted model, not a curated record. Lineage: Eukaryota; Metazoa; Cnidaria; Anthozoa; Scleractinia; Merulinidae. Gene Ontology annotation, molecular function: ubiquitin-protein transferase activity.